AUGAGUUGUUUCUCUUGUUGUGGACUGGAGCUGCAUCAAGGUACUGGUUCUCUUCAGGAGAGUGCUUAUGGCAGCAUUGAUAGCAAUAACAAUGGGAAAUCAUUGAGGUCUUUGCUCAAUAAUUUGUCAAGCAAAACAGGUAGUGGCAAUCAGAAAAUAACUAAAGAGUUUCAGAAAGCUAGAAAAACUAAAGUUUCAGCUUAUAUUUUCACAAUUAGAGAACUAGUUGUUGCUACAGACAACUUCAAUCCUAAUUGUCUGAUAGGGGAAGGUCAACUUAUUUCUAAAUGUUUCGUGCAUGUUGCUAAUAUGACCCUGAAAAUUGUGUCCGUGAAGCAGCUCGAUAGGAAUGGAUUGCAAGGAAGCAGAGAAUUCUUCUCAGAGGUUCUAAUGUUAAGUCUGGUUAACCAUCCGAACCUUGUAAACCUGAUUGGCUAUUGUGCAGAUGGGGAUCAAAGGAUUUUAGUUUAUGAAUACAUGGCAAAUGGAUCUUUGGAAAAUCAUCUUCUUGAUGUGCCUUCAGGUAAGGAGCCAUUGGAUUGGAAUACAAGGAUGAAAGUAGCUCAAGGAGCUGCGAAAGGGCUAGAAUACCUACACGAUAUCACUGAUCCGCCGAUAAUUUAUUGCGAUUUUAAUGCAUCAAACAUACUACUAGAUGAGAACUUCAAUCCCAAAUUCUCUGAUUUCGGACUUGCAAAGUUAGGCUCUACUGGAGGGAAGGACCAUGUAUCAACGAGGGUCAUGGGGACCUAUGGCUAUUGUGCUCUGGAAUAUGCAAUGACAGGCCAGAUCACAACGAAAUCCGAUGUUUAUGGUUUUGGUGUAGUGUUUCUGGAGCUCAUCUCGGGUAGGAGAGUUAUUGAUAUUGAAAGGCGAGAGGAAGAACAAAAUUUGAUUGCUUGGGCAGAGUGA
Molecule: messenger RNA, 912 nt
Organism: Hibiscus syriacus
Lineage: Eukaryota; Viridiplantae; Streptophyta; Magnoliopsida; Malvales; Malvaceae
Product: probable serine/threonine-protein kinase PBL23
Exons: 5
Coding region: 1-912 (303 amino acids)
Biological process (GO): protein phosphorylation
Molecular function (GO): ATP binding; protein kinase activity
Source: RefSeq, a predicted model, not a curated record